Messenger RNA from Ricinus communis (castor bean), 2191 nucleotides. RefSeq names its product serine/arginine-rich splicing factor RS40. NCBI's taxonomy places the organism in Eukaryota, Viridiplantae, Streptophyta, Magnoliopsida, Malpighiales, Euphorbiaceae. The record is from RefSeq and is a predicted model, not a curated record. The transcript has 5 exons. Gene Ontology annotation, cellular component: cytoplasm; nuclear speck. Gene Ontology annotation, molecular function: RNA binding. Gene Ontology annotation, biological process: mRNA splicing, via spliceosome. Bases 957 to 1952 code for a protein of 331 amino acids.
UAUUUUUUAUUUAAGUAUUCUCUCUCAUUUAUUUCUUUCGCUGAUAUCGUCGUAGCACUAGCUUGUUCGAUUUCAAAAGAGAGGGUAAGACCUGUUGUGGUUGAUAGUAUUAUAAACGGACUGUAGCUACAAUUCUGUGUUCUGAGGUCAGAUGUUAAACAGCCUUACUGCAUCGUUCGAUUUGAAAAGAGAGGGUAAGACCUUUUGCGGCUUGCUGACUCUGUUAAAGGUUUUCUCUCAUUACCAUAAUAAAAUUGUGUGUUCAGAGGCAAGAAAGAUCUACCAUAAAAUAAUCUAUUGUAAAAAUAAUUUGUAUUGCUUGCUUAAUAUUAAAAAAAUAUUGUAAAGUAAUGGAUAAACAAACUCGAAAUGAGCCUACAAGUCCAGCAUCCAAGCAAGUCGCGGAGAUCAGAUUUCCAUGCUUCAAUGUGGCAGCUUCUGCUCGUGAUGGUAGUUCAGCAGUAGACUACUCUCAGAAUAUGCAACUCAGAGACAGCAAUCUUCCCUUGUUGAGUUCUAGUGGGGGUUAAGGAUUUGUUAAAGAAAAAAGAAAGUGUGUUUUUUGAAGCAUAAACCCCCAUACUCAACAUUUUCUUUGACGCAGGAUUGUCUUGGGAAAUCCUUUCUCUUCCUGGCUAAUGGAUGGGCUCAUCAGAAUUCUCUUUCCUGCCUGUGACGAGCUUCCUCUUCUUGAUUUCAAGAAGAGUCACUCUGAUCCGCAAUGGCAGAACCUUACCAAUUUUCCUGAGACAUUAUUGCCUUUCAUUCCACACGAAUUUUGCCCAGCCUUCAAUUUCAGACAUGUUUCCAGAUAGAAACAUUGACCUCGCAGCAGAGGCAGCAGAAUAGAUGGAGAAGGCUCUCUAUUUUCAAUUACCUACCAUGUGACAUGCACUUUUGGAUUCUAGUUCCUUGACAUCACUUAGUUCAUCACACAAGGAUUUGCUUUUAUCUAUAUGGAAGAUGAGAGGGAUGCUGAGGAUGCAAUUCGAGGCCUUGAUCGGAUAGAAUUUGGCCGCAAGGGUCGCAGGCUUAGGGUUGAAUGGACUAAGCAAGAACGAGGCAUCAGAAGGCCUGGUAACUCUAGAAGAUCUUCAACUAAUACCAGACCAUCCAAGACAUUGUUUGUCAUCAACUUUGAUCCUCAUCAUACGAGGACAAAGGACUUGGAGAGGCACUUUGAGCCCUAUGGCAGGAUAGUGAGCGUUAGGAUUAGGAGAAACUUUGCAUUUGUUCAGUAUGAAUCACAGGACGAUGCAACCAAGGCAUUGGAAGCUACAAAUAUGAGCAAGUUAAUGGAUCGAGUUAUUUCAGUGGAGUAUGCAGUUCGGGAUGAUGAUGAGAGGAGGAACGGGUACAGCCCUGAUAGAGGUCGUGACAGGUCACCCGACAGGCGAAGCCAUGAUAGGAAGAGGUCUUCAAGUCCUUACCGAAGAGAAAGGGGAAGCCCCGAUUAUGGCCGCGGCCCUAGCCCUGGUCCUUACCGUAGAGAAAGGGCUAGCCCAGAUUAUGGUCGCCGUCGCAGCCCAAGUCCUUAUAAGAGGGACAGGGCUAGCCCUGACUAUGGACGGGCUUCAAGCCGCAGUCCUUACAGGAGAGAGAGGCCUGGAAGUGAUCAUGGUCGUGGUUCCAGCCGUAGUCCUUACCAUAGAGAAAGAGCUAGUCCAGACAAUGGCCGUGGACACAGUGCCAGUCCUUACCAAAGGGAAAAAGCCAGCCCGGAUAAUGGUCGUGAUCGCAGCCGUAGUCCAUAUGGAAGAGAAAGGACUAAUCCUGACAAUGGUCGUGGUUCCAGUCGAAGUCCAUACGAGAAGGAUGUGAACAGUCCUGAAAAUGGUCGUCGAACCUCUCCAAAUUCCAUGCAUGAAGAAAGGGAUAGCCCCAAUGAAGGUGGAAUUGAAAGCCCCAUGCAUGAGAGAUUUCAGAGUCGUUCACCCCCAGCAGAUGAAUGAUCCGGUGCUUUAGAAAGAAGUGAUGGUCCUGGGAGCUGGGCUCAGUUGGCAGUGUUCCUUUAGUUGCUAUUUCCAUGACUGACACUUAUGAAGUUAAGGACAAGUUAUGAUCUUCAUUUUGUAAUGUAGAAAGUAGGAAUUUGUAGUUUUCUGCUUCUAUUCUGUGGAAAAAAUUUAUGGGUUUCUUUACUGCUUUUUGAACUAGAAGCCUUUAUAUAAAACAUGCGACUUCUGCCCCA